Centruroides sculpturatus (bark scorpion) is the source of this 795-nucleotide messenger RNA. RefSeq lists its product as uncharacterized. The record is from RefSeq and is a predicted model, not a curated record. NCBI's taxonomy places the organism in Eukaryota, Metazoa, Arthropoda, Arachnida, Scorpiones, Buthidae. The coding region runs from base 292 to 795 and encodes 167 amino acids. The transcript has 4 exons.
GCACAUUAGGAAAUUUAUGAAUAUAAUCAAACGAAUUAUAAGAAGAAUUAAAAGAAUUUCAAAUACCGAACUGAAAUCAAUGAAGUGUAAUAAAUGAAGUACGAAGACAUAACUUCCAGUUGUCAUUCUACUUUCUGCACACGUGUCCAACGAAAAAGUAUCCUUUUAUAAUACACAUCCGCCAAAUCUGCUCGCCGUCACGUGAUGCUAACGGUGCAAUAGCGAUCGAGUCACGUGAACGCAACCGACCAGUAAUCGUACAGUGGGCGCGUGACAAGUAUUAGGUAGAAGAUGGCGUCUGGAAGUGUUGUUGAUGCUAAACGAAACUUAAUGGAUAUUGUGACUUUUAAUAUUCCCGGACAUGAUUGUUGUCGAAUGACAGUAAGCGAGAUUAUUUCAAAACUUAAUAAAGACAGAAUAGAAAAUAUUGAUGAAGCAGUUCAUACCCUUAUUGCAGUUUGGACUGCUGUUGCUACAGUACCUGAGAAUUUAACUAAUGCUGUUAAUAUAUUUCAUUCCUUAUUUCGUGAAACAUCCCUAACUAUUUUAUCAGGAAGAUGGAUUCGUGUAACUUCCUCUCAGAAACGUCAAAUGGCAAAGGUUUUAACCAAAUCGAGUCAAGUAUUUGGUCCUCUUGUUGAUAAAGCUGCACGGUUAUGUACUGUUCUUGUCAUGGCAGUGUAUGAUCCUUGGGGAGAACCAGCAUUAAAUCAAUUGAUAGAAGGUCAAAUUGAUUAUUCUGAUGCAACAGGUAACAAUUCAAACCCUACAGAGCACCAGAGGCGUCAACAUUGA